Alligator sinensis (Chinese alligator) is the source of this 2300-nucleotide messenger RNA. RefSeq names its product bora, aurora kinase A activator (gene BORA). Bases 104 to 1993 code for a protein of 629 amino acids. Gene Ontology annotation, molecular function: protein kinase binding. The record is from RefSeq and is a predicted model, not a curated record. Gene Ontology annotation, biological process: regulation of mitotic spindle organization; regulation of mitotic nuclear division; activation of protein kinase activity. Gene Ontology annotation, cellular component: nucleus; cytoplasm. NCBI's taxonomy places the organism in Eukaryota, Metazoa, Chordata, Crocodylia, Alligatoridae. The transcript has 13 exons.
UGGGUAGCGGCGGAGCGUGGGGGCCGGGCCAGUUAAAGAGCUGCCUGGAGUCAAGCAGAGGCGGUUUCACAGGGAUCCGUGGGCGGAGGUAUUGUACUGUGUUAUGGGUGAUAGAAAAGAAGCUAAAAUGCAUAUAACACCGGAAACUCCAGGACGGGUUGCUGUUCUGAACCCUUUUGAAAGUCCAAGUGAUUACCAUAGUCUGCAGGAACACGUUGUUUCCAGUCCUUCUGUCUUUAAAUCAACGAAAGCCUCAUCGACCCCAGGAAAAUUUAGGUGGUCUAUUGAUCAGCUGGCUCUAAUAAAUCCUGUGGAAAUUGACUCUGAAGAUGUUCGACGUCAAGCAAUGUAUUUAAGUCAUGCUAGACUAGAUAAAGAGAUGGAAGACAAAAGACAAAAAGCAAUUGAAGAGUUUUUCACCAAAAGGCUUAUAGUUCCCUCUCCUUGGACUGAUCCUGAAGGCAAGCAAGUGUCCCAGUUCCAUUCAACUAAAUGUAUAGAUCUAAGCAACAUUUCACCAAUCGGAAGACAGUUAACUGUGCAAUCUGGAAAAAACAAUGCUGCUUGUCAAACAGUAUUGUCUUUGCCUGUGGACUUUAACUUAGAAAAAAUAUUAGGUGACUAUUUUAAGACUGAAGAAUUUGCAGAUCAGUCUCAGGAAAACCUUAGUUCCUCAUCACUUAGAAGAAAAUUAUUUUUAGAGGAGAAUGGAAGUGUAUCUGAGUGUUUAUCCCCUUCUUUGCAAAGUCCAUGUAAUAAUCGGCCACCAUCCCUUGGAGUGCUCUGUUCAAUAGAUAUAUCUCCAGUCCGGUGCAGAAGCCCUCUAGAAACAUCUAGCUCAGGUCAGUUUUCCUCAAGUCCUAUCCAGGGAGGCACAAGAGCAUAUAGUCUGGGGAGCAUAACCAGUCCCACAUUUCCAGAGAAGUCCCCUGCAAAUGCUGCUUCUCCUACUUUUUCUCCAAUUGCUUUUCAGAUAAGAAAGACACCACUGUCAGAACAAAGGAAAUUUAUGUUUCGUUCUCCUGAUGUUCCUUCUUCAUCAAAAUCAAACAUGAGGACAUCUCCCAAUACUAGGAGUCCUUAUAUAGAUGGCUGUUCUCCAAUUAAAAAUUGCUCUUCUGUGAAACUUGGAGCAUGCAAAGGGACUGCACAAUAUCAGACCUCCCUCAUUAGGAUACCAAUUCCACUUGAAAAUCACAAUCAAGAGGAAGAUAAUAAGGAAAAUGCCCCACCAGCAGAAGGCCUGUUUCCAAAAAUGGAAAAUUCAAUGAAUCUACGACAGGAAGAUGGUGAUACUUUUGCCCAUGGCACGCAUUUGGUUGUGGCAACUGUAUCCAUUGCACCAGAUCUCUCUGAAGCUUGUGAGCAGGGACUGUCAUUGUUGCAGGAGAUAGAAGGGUCAAAGGAAAAUAAUACUGUAGAUAUGGUCGAUCCAAUUGAGGUGUCAGAUGAGAACGCUUGGGUAAAGGAAACGGUUGGUAAUAGCAACAUGCCAAUGACAAGCUUCAUGACAGGAAUUACCUUCAGUAUUGAAAGUUCUCACAUGUUCAUGUCACCUCUUGCAGAAAGCAGUGCAAUUCCUUGUGACAGCAGUAGUAUUCAGAUGGACAGUGGCUAUAAUACACAGACGUGUGGAAGCAGCCUUAUGGACACUGUUGGAGCUGAAAGCAGUUGCAGAGAAAAUGAUCCACGUGCUUAUGAAGUUCCAAACAAAUCUGAGCAUCUCAAAACAAAAGAGCUUCCUGGUUUAAACCAUAAGGACAAUCAUCUGCUGGGAGCAAAAUCUCCAGAGAAGCGACCAUGUUUCCAUAAAGUGAAAACCUACAAUACAAUAUUUAGUCAAAAUGCAACUUGCAAUUUUGCUACUUGGAAACAUACCAGUGAACAUCAGAUUCAGGGAUUACACAGCAAUGCAAGUAUACCUAGUCCUAGGACUCUGGAUGGGAUAUCUACCUGUCAUUCCAUGCAACAACCUACAGAAAUGCCUCUCUAAAACUGAUUAGACCAUGGAGGAGUUAGCACAUCAUAAACCUACAAAUGGAAUUAGUUUCUAGGUUGGAGCAUUGCAUCAAUUACAUUAUGAACACUUGAAAGAUAUGUGAAAAAUGAUUUUUUAUGGCAAUAAAACAGUGCCUGAAGUGAAAGCUGUUUAGGCAGACUAGUGUAAGGAAUGUAAUUUAAUUACAGAAAGCUGCAUUGUUUUUAUUACCUCAGAAGUGAUAACUCUGGAAAAAUGUAUAUAGAAAUUAAACAGGGAAUUUUCUUACUACCAAUAAAGUGUAUGCCCUGUUUUUUUCAAA